Molecule: messenger RNA, 15324 nt
Organism: Chinchilla lanigera (long-tailed chinchilla)
Lineage: Eukaryota; Metazoa; Chordata; Mammalia; Rodentia; Chinchillidae
Gene: Plec
Product: plectin
Exons: 33
Coding region: 192-14267 (4691 amino acids)
Biological process (GO): wound healing; intermediate filament bundle assembly
Cellular component (GO): cytoplasm; keratin filament; cell junction
Molecular function (GO): structural molecule activity; protein binding; keratin filament binding
Source: RefSeq, a predicted model, not a curated record
GCCGGCAGGAAUCCUCAGAGCCAGGCGCCGGAGCCACAUUGCUGAGCCCGUGCCCUUGAGUUUAGCGCCGGAGGUUGCCUGCCUACCGCUGGCCACUGUUGCCGCCUGUGCUCAGAGAGCCUCUUUGGCCACCUUGCUGUGCCCCACCUGCUGCCCUUGCCCUUGUGCUGACCACUUGGAACCUGGCAGCCAUGGUGGCUGGCAUGCUCAUGCCACUAGACCAGCUUCGGGCCAUCUAUGAGGUGCUCUUCCGUGAGGGGGUGAUGGUGGCCAAGAAGGAUCGAAGGCCCCGAAGUCUGCACCCCCACGUGCCUGGCGUUACCAACCUGCAGGUCAUCCGUGCUAUGGCCUCCCUGCGGGCUCGGGGCCUGGUAAGGGAGACCUUUGCCUGGCGCCACUUCUACUGGUACCUAACCAAUGAGGGCAUCGCUCACCUACGCCAGUACUUGCACCUGCCACCGGAGAUUGUGCCAGCCUCUCUGCAGCGUGUGCGCCGCCCUGUUGCCAUGGUGAUGCCUGCACGUCGCACCCCACAUGUGCAGUCUGUGCAGGGCCCCCUGGGCUGCCCACCCAAGCGGGCACCUCUGCUGGCUGAAGACCCUGCCCGAGAGGAACGGCGGAUCUACCGCAGGAAGGAGCCUGAGGAAGGGGCACCUGAAACUCCUGUGGUGGCUGCCACCACCCCAGGGACCCUGGCCACGCCCAUCCCAGAGCCUCCCCCAACCACAGAUGAGCGGGACCGUGUCCAGAAGAAAACCUUCACCAAGUGGGUCAACAAACACCUCAUCAAGCACUGGAGGGCAGAGGCCCAGAGGCACAUCAGUGACCUGUACGAAGACCUCCGAGAUGGCCACAACCUCAUCUCCCUGCUGGAGGUCCUCUCUGGGGACAGCUUGCCCCGGGAGAAGGGGAGGAUGCGCUUCCACAAGCUGCAGAAUGUCCAGAUUGCCCUGGACUACCUCCGGCACCGCCAGGUGAAGCUGGUGAAUAUCAGGAAUGAUGAUAUUGCUGACGGCAACCCCAAGCUGACCCUUGGCCUGAUCUGGACCAUCAUCCUGCAUUUCCAGAUCUCAGACAUCCAGGUGAGUGGGCAGUCGGAGGACAUGACGGCCAAGGAGAAGCUGCUGCUGUGGUCACAGCGCAUGGUAGAGGGCUACCAGGGCCUGCGCUGUGAUAACUUCACCUCCAGCUGGCGUGAUGGCCGCCUCUUCAAUGCCAUCAUCCAUCGGCACAAACCUAUGCUCAUUGACAUGAAUAAAGUAUAUCACCAGACCAACCUAGAGAACCUGGACCAGGCUUUCUCUGUGGCAGAGCGAGACCUGGGCGUGACUCGGCUCCUGGACCCUGAGGAUGUUGAUGUCCCGCAGCCUGAUGAAAAGUCCAUCAUCACCUAUGUCUCAUCCCUUUAUGAUGCCAUGCCCCGUGUGCCUGGGGCACAGGAUGGAGUGAGGGCCAAUGAGCUACAGCUCCGCUGGCAGGAGUACCGGGAGCUGGUUCUGCUGCUGCUACAGUGGAUCCGGCACCACACAGCUGCCUUUGAGGAACGAAAAUUCCCCUCCAGCUUUGAAGAGAUAGAGAUCCUGUGGUGCCAAUUCCUCAAGUUUAAGGAGACAGAGCUUCCAGCCAAGGAGGCUGACAAGAACCGGUCCAAGGGGAUCUACCAGUCCCUGGAGGGUGCAGUGCAAGCAGGUCAGCUCAAGGUGCCCCCCGGCUACCACCCGCUGGAUGUGGAGAAGGAGUGGGGCAAGCUGCACGUGGCCAUCCUGGAGCGGGAAAAGCAACUCCGGAGCGAGUUUGAGAGACUGGAGUGUCUUCAGCGCAUUGUGAGCAAGUUACAGAUGGAGGCUGGGCUGUGCGAAGAGCAGCUGAAUCAGGCCGACGCCCUGCUGCAGUCGGAUGUCCGGCUACUGGCUUCAGGCAAGACACCGCAGCGGGCAGGGGAGGUGGAGCGGGACUUGGACAAGGCUGAUGGCAUGAUCCGGCUGCUGUUCAACGAUGUGCAAACCCUCAAAGAUGGGCGGCACCCGCAGGGCGAGCAGAUGUACCGCAGAGUAUACCGUCUGCACGAGCGCCUGGUGGCCAUUCGCACAGAGUACAACCUCCGGCUGAAGGCGGGCGUGGCUGCUCCUGUGACCCAGGUGACCCUGCAGAGUGUACAGAGGCGGCCGGAACUGGAGGAUUCCACCCUGCGCUACCUGCAGGACCUACUGGCCUGGGUGGAGGAGAACCAGCGCCGGGUGGACAGUGCUGAGUGGGGCGUGGACUUGCCCAGUGUGGAGGCGCAGCUGGGGAGCCACCGAGGCCUGCAUCAGUCCAUUGAGGAGUUCCGGGCCAAGAUCGAGCGGGCGCGGAAUGACGAGGGCCAGCUCUCUCCUGCCACUCGGGGUGCCUACCGAGACUGCCUGGGUCGCUUGGACCUGCAGUAUGCCAAGCUGCUGAAUUCCUCCAAGGCCCGGCUCCGUGCCCUGGAGAGCCUUCACGGCUUUGUGGCAGCUGCCACCAAGGAGCUGAUGUGGCUGAAUGAGAAGGAAGAGGAGGAGGUGGGCUUCGACUGGAGUGACCGCAACACCAACAUGGCUGCCAAGAAGGAGAGCUAUUCGGCCCUGAUGCGUGAGCUGGAGCUGAAGGAGAAGAAAAUCAAAGAGAUACAGAACACUGGAGACCGGCUACUGCGGGAGGACCAUCCUGCCCGGCCCACGGUGGAGUCCUUCCAGGCUGCCUUGCAGACUCAGUGGAGCUGGAUGCUGCAGCUGUGUUGCUGCAUCGAGGCGCACUUGAAGGAGAACACCGCCUACUUUCAGUUCUUCUCAGAUGUACGGGAGGCUGAGGAGCAGCUGCAGAAGCUGCAAGAGACACUGCGUAGGAAGUACAGCUGUGACCGCUCCAUCACCGUCACCCGACUUGAGGACCUGUUACAAGAUGCCCAGGAUGAAAAAGAGCAGCUAAAUGACUACAAGGGGCACCUCUCUGGUCUGGCCAAAAGGGCCAAGGCCAUCGUGCAGCUGAAGCCCCGCAACCCAGCCUACCCCGUGCGAGGCCAUGUGGCCCUGCUGGCCGUGUGUGACUACAAGCAGGUGGAGGUGACCAUGCAUAAAGGUGACCAGUGCCAGCUGGUGGGACCUGCACAGCCAUCCCACUGGAAGGUGCUCAGCAGCUCUGGCAGCGAGGCUGCUGUGCCCUCCGUAUGCUUCCUCGUGCCCCCGCCCAACCAGGAUGCCCUGGAGGCCAUCACCAGGCUGGAGGCCCAGCACCAGGCCCUGGUUGCACUGUGGCACCAGCUGCACGUGGACAUGAAGAGCCUUCUGGCAUGGCAGAACCUCAGCCGGGAUGUGCAGCUCAUCCGCUCUUGGUCCCUUGUCACGUUCCGAACACUGAAGCCAGAGGAGCAGCGCCAUGCUCUGCGCAGCCUGGAGCUCCACUAUCAGGCCUUCCUGCGGGACAGCCAGGAUGCCGGCGGCUUUGGGCCUGAGGACCGGCUGGCAGCAGAGCGCGAGUACAGCUCUUGCAGCCGCCACUACCAGCAGCUGCUACAGAACCUGGAGCAGGGUGAGCAGGAGGAGUCUCGCUGCCAGCGCUGCAUCUCAGAGCUCAAGGACAUCCGGCUGCAGCUAGAGGCCUGCGAGACGCGCACCGUGCACCGGCUGCGGCUUCCCCUAGACAAGGAACCUGCGAAGGAGUGUGCCCAGCGUAUUGCUGAGCAGCAGAAAGCGCAGGCUGAGGUAGAGGGACUGGGCAAGGGGGUUGCCCGGCUUUCUGCCGAGGCUGAGAAGGUCCUGGCCCUGCCCGAGCCAUCAUCAGCUGCCCCCGUUCUACGCUCGGAGCUGGAGCUGACCCUUGGCAAGCUGGAGCAGGUCCGCAGCCUCUCUGCCAUCUACUUGGAGAAGCUUAAGACCAUCAGCCUGGUGAUCCGCAGCACUCAGGGAGCUGAGGAGAUGCUCAGGGCCCACGAGGAGCAGCUCAAGGAAAUGCAGACUGUGCCUGCCACCCUCCCAGAGCUCGAGGCCACAAAGGCUUCCCUAAAGAAACUUCGGGCCCAGGCAGAGGCACAGCAGCCCGUGUUUGAUGCCCUGAAGGACGAGCUUCGGGGGGCACAGGAAGUAGGCGAGCGGCUGCAGCAGCGGCAUGGGGAACGGGACGUGGAGGUGGAGCGCUGGCGUGAGCGGGUCACCCAGCUGCUGGAGCGUUGGCAAGCUGUGCUGACCCAGACUGAUGUGCGCCAGCGGGAGCUGGAGCAGCUGGGCCGCCAACUGCGCUACUACCGAGAGAGUGCCGACCCGCUGAGCGCCUGGCUACAGGAUGCCAGGCGGCGUCAGGAGCAGAUCCAGGCUGUGCCCAUGGCCAAUAGCCGGGCUGUGCGGGAACAGCUGCAGCAGGAAAAGGCUCUGCUGGAAGAAAUUGAGCGCCACGGUGAGAAGGUCGAGGAGUGCCAGAGGUUUGCCAAGCAGUACAUCAACGCCAUUAAGGAUUAUGAGCUCCAUCUGGUCACGUACAAGGCACAGCUUGAGCCAGUGGCCUCCCCAGCCAAGAAGCCCAAGGUCCAGUCUGGGUCGGAGAGCGUAAUCCAGGAGUAUGUGGACCUUCGUACGCGCUACAGUGAGCUGACCACGCUCACAAGCCAGUACAUCAAAUUCAUCACUGAGACGUUGCGGCGCAUGGAGGAGGAGGAGAGGCUGGCCGAGCAGCAGCGGGCAGAGGAGCGGGAGCGACUGGCAGAGGUGGAGGCUGCGCUGGAGAAGCAGCGGCAGCUGGCCGAGGCACAUGCCCAGGCCAAGGUGCAGGCGGAGCUGGAGGCACAGGAACUGCAACGGCGAAUGCAGGAGGAGGUGGCACGGCGGGAAGAAGCAGCAGUGGACGCGCAGCAGCAGAAACGCAGUAUCCAGGAAGAGCUGCAGCAUCUGCGGCAGAGCUCGGAGGCAGAAAUCCAGGCCAAGACCCAGCAGGUGGAGGCGGCUGAACGAAACAGGCUGCGCAUCGAGGAGGAGAUCCGCGUAGUGCGCCUUCAGCUGGAGACGACUGAGCGCCAGCGUGGUGGGGCAGAGGGUGAGCUGCAGGCUCUGCGUGCACGAGCAGAGGAAGCGGAAGCACAGAAGCGGCAGGCACAGGAGGAGGCUGAGCGCUUGCGGAGGCAGGUGCAGGAGGAGAGCCAGCGUAAGCGUCAAGCAGAAGCAGAGCUGGCCCUGCGUGUGAAGGCUGAGGCUGAGGCAGCUCGAGAGAAACAGAGGGCUCUGAAGUCACUGGAGGAGCUGCGACUGCAGGCCGAGGAGGCAGAGAGGCGGCUACGGCAGGCAGAGGCAGAGCGGGCACGCCAAGUGCAGGUAGCCCUUGAGACAGCUCAACGUAGCGCAGAGGCAGAAUUGCAGAGCAAGCGUGCCUCCUUCGCAGAGAAGACUGCACAGCUGGAGCGCACCCUACAGGAAGAGCAUGUGACAGUGGCCCAGCUGCGGGAGGAGGCGGAGCGGCGGGCACAGCAGCAGGCAGAAGCUGAACAUGCUCGUGAGGAGGCUGAGCGGGAGCUGGAGCGCUGGCAGCUAAAGGCCAAUGAGGCACUGAGGCUGCGGCUGCAGGCAGAGGAGGUGGCACAGCAGAAGAGCUUGGCGCAGGCUGAGGCCGAGAAGCAGAAAGAGGAGGCAGAGCGUGAGGCCCGGCGGCGUGGUAAGGCGGAAGAGCAGGCUGUGCGGCAGCGGGAGCUGGCCGAGCAGGAGCUAGAGAAACAGCGACAGCUGGCAGAGGGCACUGCACAGCAGCGCCUGGCAGCCGAGCAGGAGCUAAUUCGCCUACGAGCUGAGACCGAGCAGGGGGAACAGCAGCGGCAGCUGCUGGAAGAGGAGCUGGCCCGGCUGCAGCGUGAGGCAGCCGAAGCCACACAGAAGCGCCGGGAGCUGGAGGCAGAACUGGCUAAGGUGAGGGCGGAGAUGGAGGUGCUGCUAGCUAGCAAGGCUCGAGCUGAGGAAGAGUCCCGCUCCACCAGCGAGAAGUCCAAGCAGAGGCUAGAAGCCGAAGCCAGCCGGUUCCGUGAGCUGGCUGAGGAGGCUGCCCGCCUACGAGCCCUGGCUGAGGAGGCCAAGCGGCAGCGGCAGCUGGCUGAGGAGGACGCGCAACGCCAGCGGGCCGAGGCGGAGCGGGUGCUUGCUGAGAAACUGGCUGCCAUCAGCGAGGCCACGCGACUUAAGACGGAGGCAGAGAUUGUGCUCAAGGAGAAGGAGGCAGAGAAUGAACGUCUGCGGCGGCUGGCAGAGGAUGAGGCCUUCCAGAGGCGGAAGCUGGAGGAGCAGGCAGCACAGCACAAGGCUGACAUUGAGGAACGCCUUGCCCAGCUGCGCAAGGCUUCGGAGAGUGAGCUUGAGCGGCAGAAGGGGCUGGUGGAGGACACACUGAGGCAGCGGCGGCUGGUGGAGGAAGAGAUCCUUGCACUGAAGGUGAGCUUUGAGAAAGCUACGGCCGGCAAGGCGGAGCUGGAGCUGGAGCUGGGGCGCAUCCGCAGCAAUGCAGAGGACACAUUGCGCAGCAAGGAGCAGGCGGAACUGGAGGCUGCUCGGCAGCGGCAGUUGGCGGCAGAGGAGGAGCAGCGGCGCCGAGAGGCUGAAGAGCGUGUGCAGAAGAGCCUGGCAGCUGAGGAGGAGGCCGCAAGGCAGCGCAAGGCUGCGCUGGAGGAAGUCGAGCGGCUCAAGGCCAAAGUGGAAGAGGCCCGGCGCCUGCGGGAGCGAGCGGAACAGGAGUCAGCUCGGCAGCUACAGUUGGCCCAAGACGCUGCCCAGAAGCGACUACAGGCAGAGGAGAAGGCACAUGCCUUUGUGGUGCAGCAGCGAGAGCAGGAGCUGCAGCAGACGCUGCAGCAGGAGCAGAGCAUGCUAGAGCGGCUGCGUGGCGAGGCAGAGGCAGCUCGGCGAGCAGCUGAGGAGGCCGAGGAGGCCCGACAGCAUGCUGAGCGGGAGGCAGCGCAAUCUCUGCGGCAGGUGGAAGAGGCAGAGCGGCUGAAGCAGUUGGCAGAGGAGCAGGCCCAGGCCCAGGCCCAGGCCCAGGCUGCUGCGGAGAAGCUGCGCAAAGAAGCCGAGCAGGAGGCAGCACGGAGGGCACAGGCAGAGCAGGCAGCCCUGAAGCAGAAGCAGGCAGCUGAUGCGGAGAUAGAGAAGCACAAGAAGUUCUCAGAGCAGACGCUACGGCAGAAGGCCCAGGUGGAGCAGGAGCUGACGACACUGCGGCUGCAGCUGGAGGAGACUGACCACCAGAAGAGCAUCUUGGAUGAGGAGCUGCAGCGGCUGAAGGCAGAGGUGACAGAGGCUGCCCGCCAGCGCAGCCAGGUGGAGGAGGAGCUCUUUUCUGUGCGCGUGCAGAUGGAGGAACUGAGCAAGCUCAAGGCACGCAUCGAGGCUGAGAACCGUGCGCUUAUCUUGCGUGACAAGGACAAUACACAGCGCUUCCUAGAGGAGGAAGCUGAGAAGAUGAAGCAGGUGGCUGAAGAGGCCGCACGGCUGAGUGUGGCUGCCCAGGAGGCUGCGCGGCUGCGGCAGCUGGCAGAGGAGGACCUGGCACAGCAGCGGGCCCUAGCGGAGAAGAUGCUCAAGGAAAAGAUGCAGGCAGUACAGGAGGCCACACGGCUCAAGGCUGAGGCAGAGCUUCUACAGCAGCAGAAGGAGCUGGCACAGGAGCAGGCCCGGCAGCUGCAAGAGGACAAGGAGCAGAUGGCACAGCAGCUGGAACAGGAGACCCAGGGCUUUCAGCGGACACUGGAGGCAGAGAGACAGCGGCAGCUGGAAAUGAGCGCAGAAGCUGAGCGCCUCAAGCUGCGCGUGGCUGAGAUGAGCCGGGCCCAGGCCCGUGCAGAGGAAGAUGCCCAGCGCUUCCGGAAGCAGGCUGAGGAGAUUGGCGAGAAGUUACACCGAACUGAGCUUGCCACACAGGAGAAGGUGACACUGGUACACACUCUGGAGAUCCAGAGGCAGCAGAGUGACCAAGAUGCUGAACGCCUACGGGAGGCUAUUGCUGAGCUGGAGCGUGAAAAGGAGAAGCUCAAGCAGGAGGCCAAGUUGCUGCAGCUCAAGUCUGAGGAGAUGCAGACAGUGCAACAGGAGCAGAUGCUGCAGGAGACACAGGCCCUGCAACAGAGCUUCCUCUCCGAGAAAGACAGUCUGCUACAGCGAGAGCGCUUCAUUGAGCAAGAGAAAGCCAAGUUGGAGCAACUUUUCCAGGAUGAGGUGGCCAAGGCACAGCAGCUUCGUGAGGAACAGCGGCGGCAACAGGAGCAGAUGGAGCAGGAGAAGAAGCAGUUGGUGGCUAGUAUGGAGGAGGCCCGGCGGCGGCAGCAUGAGGCAGAGGAGGGUGUGCGACGCAAACAGGAGGAGCUGCAGUGCCUGGAACAGCAGAGACAGCAGCAAGAGAAGCUGCUGGCUGAGGAGAACCAGAGGCUGCGUGAGCGGCUGCAGCGCCUGGAGGAGGAGCACCGGGCUGCCCUGGCACACUCGGAAGAGAUUGCCGCCUUGCAGGCCACUGCUGUAAAGGCCUUGCCUAAUGGCCGGGAUACCCCUGAUGGCCCAGCUGCGGAGGUGGAGCCUGAGCAUACCUUCCAGGGCUUGCGCCAGAGGGUGCCAGCUCAACGACUGCAGGAGGCCGGCAUCCUGAGUACAGAGGAACUACAACGGCUAGCACAGGGCCAUACCACGGUGGCUGAGUUGGCAAGACGGGAAGAUGUGCAGCGGUACCUGCAGGGCCGCAGCAGCAUUGCAGGACUCCUGCUGAAGCCUACCAAUGAGAAGUUGAGUGUCUACACGGCCCUGCAGAGGCAGCUGCUGAGCCCUGGCACAGCCCUCAUCUUGCUUGAGGCCCAAGCUGCUUCCGGUUUCCUACUGGACCCUGUGAGGAAUCGACGGCUGACUGUCAAUGAGGCCGUGAAGGAGGGUGUUGUGGGCCCUGAGCUACACCAUAAGCUGCUAUCAGCUGAGCGUGCUGUCACUGGCUACAAGGAUCCCUACACUGGGGAGCAGAUCUCGCUUUUCCAGGCCAUGCAGAAGGACCUCAUUGUGCGUGACCACGGCAUCCGCCUGUUGGAGGCUCAGAUCGCCACGGGCGGCAUCAUCGACCCUGUACACAGCCACCGCCUGCCUGUGGAUGUGGCCUACCAGCGUGGUUACUUCGAUGAGGCAAUGAGCCGUAUCCUGUCCGACCCCAGCGAUGACACCAAGGGCUUCUUCGACCCCAACACACAUGAGAACCUCACCUACCUACAACUGUUGGAGCGCUGUGUGGAAGACCCUGAGACAGGUCUGUGCCUUCUGCCGCUCACAGAUAAGGCUGCCAAGGGCGGUGAGCUGGUCUACACCGACUCAGAGGCCCGAGAUGUCUUUGAGAAAGCCACCGUGUCUGCACCGUUUGGCAAGUUUCAGGGCAAGACAGUGACCAUCUGGGAGAUCAUCAACUCAGAGUACUUCUCGGCAGAGCAGCGGCGGGACCUGCUGCGGCAGUUCCGCACAGGUCGUAUUACGGUCGAGAAGAUCAUCAAAAUAGUCAUCACCGUGGUGGAGGAGCACGAGAGGAAGGGCCAGCUCUGCUUUGAGGGCCUUCGAGCUUUGGUGCCUGCCGCUGAGCUGCUGGAGAGCAGGGUCAUUGAUCGUGACCUCUACCAACAGCUGCAGCAGGGCAAGCGCUCUGUGCGAGAAGUGGCCGAAGUGGAGGCUGUGCGGCGGGCCCUGCGGGGUGCCAGUGUCAUUGCAGGCGUGUGGCUGGAGGAAGCGGGGCAAAAGCUGAGCAUCUAUGAGGCCCUGAAAAAAGGCCUGCUGCAGCCAGAUGUGGCGGUGGCCCUGCUGGAGGCCCAGGCUGGCACCGGACACAUGAUUGACCCUGCCACUAGUGCCCGGCUGACCGUGGAUGAGGCAGUGCGUGCUGGCCUGGUGGGCCCUGAGCUGCACGAAAAGCUACUGUCAGCUGAGAAGGCUGUAACAGGCUAUAGGGACCCCUAUUCGGGCCAGAGUGUCUCUCUGUUUCAGGCCCUAAAGAAAGGCCUCAUCCCCAAGGAACAGGGCCUGCGUCUGCUGGAUGCCCAGCUGUCCACGGGUGGUAUUGUGGACCCAAGCAAGAGCCACCGCGUGCCUCUGGAUGUUGCCUGUGCCCGGGGCUACCUGGACGAGGAGACCAACAGGGCCUUGUCAACACCCAGGGAUGACGCCAAGGUCUACCUUGACCCUAGCUCGUGUGAACCAGUGACUUAUAGCCAGCUCCAGCAGCGGUGCCGGCCCGACCAGCUGACAGGGCUGAGCCUGCUGCUGCUCUCAGAGAAGGCCAUCCGGGCCCGGCAGGAGGAGGUCUACUCUGAACUGCAAUCUAGGGAGACCUUUGAGAAGGCCACUGUUGAGGUCCCUGUGGGCAACUUCAAGGGCAGGACGAUGACAGUGUGGGAGCUCAUCAGUUCUGAGUACUUCACGGAGGAGCAGCGGCAGGAGCUGCUGCGACAGUUUCGCACAGGCAAGGUCACCGUGGAGAAGGUCAUCAAGAUCCUCAUCACCAUUGUGGAAGAGGUGGAGACCAAGCGGCAGGAACGGCUGUCCUUCAGUGGACUCCGUGCCCCUGUGCCAGCCAGUGAGCUUCUGGCCGCCAAGGUUCUCAGCAAAGCCCAGUUUGAGCAGCUCAAAGAUGGCCGGACAUCAGUCAAGGACCUCUCGGAGGUGAGCUCUGUGCAGACACUGCUGCAGGGCAGUGGCUGCCUGGCCGGCAUCUACCUGGAAGACUCCAAGGAGAAGGUGACCAUUUAUGAGGCCAUGCGCCGGGGUCUGCUCAGACCCAGCACAGCCACGCUUUUGCUAGAGGCCCAGGCGGCCACUGGCUUUCUGGUAGACCCUGUGCGUAACCAGCGCCUAUAUGUCCAUGAGGCCGUGAAGGCAGGUGUUGUGGGCCCUGAGCUACAUGAGAAGCUGCUGUCGGCUGAGAAGGCUGUCACUGGCUACAAGGACCCCUACUCGGGUACCACCAUCUCACUCUUCCAGGCCAUGAAGAAAGGUCUGGUGCUUAGGGAGCAUGGCAUCCGCCUGCUGGAGGCCCAGAUUGCUACUGGUGGCAUCAUUGACCCCGUGCACAGCCACCGCCUCCCUGUGGAUGUGGCCUACCAGCGUGGCUACUUUGAUGAGGAGAUGAACCGCAUCCUGGCAGACCCCAGCGAUGACACCAAAGGCUUCUUUGACCCCAACACUCAUGAGAACCUCACCUACCGGCAGCUGCUGGAACGCUGUGUGGAGGACCCUGAGACAGGCCUGCGCCUGCUUCCCCUGAAAGGGGCUGAAAAGGCUGAGGUGGUGGAGACCACACAGGUGUACACUGAAGAGGAGACCCGGAGGGCAUUCGAGGAGACACAGAUCGACAUCCCUGGUGGUGGCAGUCAGGGCGGCUCUACCAUGACCCUGUGGGAGGUGAUGCAGUCAGACCUGAUCCCUGAGGAGCAGCGGGCCCGGCUGAUGGCUGACUUUCAGGCUGGCCGAGUGACCAAGGAGCGCAUGAUCAUCAUCAUCAUUGAGAUUAUUGAGAAGACUGAGAUUAUCCGGCAGCAGAACCUGGCAUCCUAUGACUAUGUGCGCCGCCGCCUCACGGCUGAAGACCUGUAUGAGGCCCGGAUCAUCUCCCUUGAGAGCUACAACCUGCUGCGGGAGGGAACCAAGAGCCUCCGUGAGGUCCUGGAGGCAGAGUCUGCCUGGCGCUACCUCUAUGGCACAGGCUCAGUAGCUGGUGUCUAUAUGCCCGGCUCCAGGCAGACACUGACUGUCUACCAGGCCCUUAAGAAAGGACUGCUGGGUGCUGAGGUGGCCCGCUUGCUGCUGGAGGCACAGGCAGCCACAGGCUUCCUACUGGACCCGGUGAAGGGCGAGCGGCUCACUGUGGAUGAGGCUGUGCGGAAGGGCCUUGUGGGCCCCGAGCUGCACGACCGGCUGCUUUCAGCAGAGCGAGCUGUUACUGGCUACCGUGACCCUUACACCGAGCAGACCAUCUCACUCUUCCAGGCUAUGAAGAAGGAGCUGAUCCCUGCAGAGGAGGCCCUGCGGCUGCUGGAUGCCCAGCUGGCCACAGGAGGCAUCGUAGACCCCCGCCUGGGCUUCCACCUCCCACUGGAGGUGGCCUACCAACGUGGUUACCUCAACAAGGACACAUUUGACCAGCUCUCAGAGCCCAGUGAGGUGCGCAGCUAUAUGGACCCCUCAACGGACGAACGCCUCAGCUACACACAGCUCCUCCGGCGGUGCCGCCGUGAUGACAGCAGUGGCCAAAUGCUCUUGCCGCUCUCGGAUGCCCGCAAACUGACCUUCCGCGGCCUGCGCAAGCAAAUCACCGUGGAGGAGCUGGUGCGCUCACAAGUCAUGGAUGAGGCCACGGCACUACAGCUGCAGGAGGGCCUGACCUCUAUCGAGGAGGUCACCAAGAACUUGCAGAAGUUCCUUGAGGGUACUAGCUGCAUUGCUGGGGUCUUUGUUGAUGCCACCAAGGAGCGGCUGUCAGUGUACCAGGCCAUGAAGAAGGGCAUAAUUCGCCCUGGCACUGCCUUCGAGCUCUUGGAGGCCCAGGCAGCUACGGGCUAUGUCAUUGACCCUAUCAAGGGGCUUAAGCUGACUGUUGAGGAGGCUGUGCGCAUGGGCAUUGUGGGCCCCGAGUUCAAGGACAAGUUGCUGUCAGCUGAGCGUGCUGUCACUGGCUAUAAGGACCCCUACAGUGGGAAGCUCAUCUCCCUCUUCCAGGCCAUGAAGAAGGGUCUGAUCCUGAAGGACCAUGGGAUCCGCCUGCUGGAGGCCCAGAUCGCUACUGGCGGCAUCAUUGACCCCGAGGAGAGCCACCGGCUGCCUGUGGAGGUGGCCUACAAGCGUGGCCUCUUUGAUGAGGAAAUGAAUGAGAUCCUAACUGACCCUUCAGAUGACACCAAGGGAUUCUUUGACCCCAACACAGAGGAAAACCUCACCUACCUGCAGCUGAUGGAGCGCUGCGUCACUGACCCUCAGACUGGCCUGUGCCUCCUGCCACUGAAAGAGAAGAAGCGGGAGCGGAAGACAUCCUCCAAGUCCUCGGUGCGGAAGCGUCGUGUGGUGAUUGUGGACCCCGAGACAGGCAAGGAGAUGUCAGUGUAUGAGGCCUACCGCAAGGGUCUCAUUGACCACCAGACAUACCUGGAGCUGUCUGAGCAGGAGUGUGAGUGGGAAGAGAUCACCAUCUCCUCCUCAGAUGGUGUGGUCAAGUCCAUGAUCAUUGACCGCCGUUCUGGCCGCCAGUAUGACAUUGAUGAUGCCAUUGCCAAGAACUUCAUUGACCGCUCUGCACUGGAUCAGUACCGCGCUGGCACGCUUUCCAUCACUGAGUUCGCCGACAUGCUUUCGGGCAACGCCAGUGGCUUUCGCUCCCGCUCUUCCUCGGUGGGCUCCUCAUCCUCCUACCCCAUCAGCCCUGCAGUCUCUAGGACCCAACUGACCUCCUGGUCUGACCCCACCGAGGAGACGGGCCCAGUGGCUGGCAUCUUAGAUACAGAGACUCUGGAGAAGGUGUCCAUCACAGAGGCCAUGCACCGCAACCUGGUAGACAACAUCACUGGGCAGCGGCUGCUGGAGGCGCAGGCCUGCACCGGGGGCAUCAUUGAUCCCAGCACGGGUGAGCGCUUCCCUGUCACUGACGCUGUCAACAAGGGCCUGGUGGACAAGAUUAUGGUGGAUCGCAUCAACCUGGCCCAAAAAGCCUUCUCCGGCUUUGAGGACCCGCGCACCAAGACCAAGAUGUCGGCUGCCCAGGCGCUGAAGAAGGGCUGGUUGUACUACGAGGCAGGCCAGCGCUUUCUGGAGGUGCAGUACCUGACAGGUGGCCUGAUUGAGCCUGACAUGCCAGGCCGUGUGUCCCUGGAUGAGGCCCUGCAGCGCGGCACCGUGGAUGCCCGCACGGCUCAGAAGCUCCGUGACGUCAGCGCCUACUCGAAGUACCUCACCUGCCCCAAGACCAAGCUCAAGAUCUCCUACAAGGAUGCACUGGACCGCAGCAUGGUGGAGGAGGGCACAGGGCUGCGGCUGCUGGAGGCUGCUGCCCAGUCCAGCAAGGGCUACUACAGCCCGUACAGCGUCAGUGGCUCUGGCUCCACUGCUGGCUCGCGCACUGGCUCGCGCACUGGCUCCCGGGCCGGCUCCCGCCGUGGCAGCUUUGACGCCACUGGCUCUGGCUUCUCCAUGACCUUCUCUUCUUCCUCUUACUCUUCCUCAGGCUAUGGCCGCCGCUAUGCCUCAGGACCCUCGACUUCUAUGGGAGGACCUGAGUCUGCGGUGGCCUGACUCCCUGCCUGCACCCCACCCUCUCCCUCUGCAUGUGGCCAGGCUCCCUGCAAAGAUGCUGGGGUCUCUCUUUAACAUUUAAAGGUGUCUUCCUCCCAAGUGGUGCCUCAAGUUUAACCAAAAAAACCAGACUAACACAUUAAUGUCUAAUUGCUGUCCAGACAGCCUGUAUCUUGGGGGGGCAGGGCUGGCACAGCCCUAUUGACCACCGCACCCCACUCGGGUCUCCCCACUCCCUUCAACCUGCCACUCGCCACAGCCAGGUGCCUUGGAGGGUCCAGAGCCGGUCCCCAGCCCACUCUUCCUGUCUACCCAAGGAGGGUUUCGUGUGGGCAAGGCCCCAGCCCCAAAAGCCAACCCCACUGGAUGCCUACUGCCAGCCCUACGUGCCGAGGGCAGUGGGGUCAGGCCCGGCAGCAGAGGGCCCUCCGUCCUCUCAGGGUGCCCGCUUGGGGCCAGCGUUUUCCCCAGCGUGUUUCUUGGACGGGCCUGCUCCCUCGGUGGGUCCUGCUAGUGAGGGAAGGGCUGGGCCAGCCAUCUUUUCCAGCCUGCCCAGAGAAGCCCUUCCCCAUGGGAAGAUGAGGGUCCAGUCUGCAAGGCUCCCAGCCCCGACACUCACUCUCCCAGGACCCCGGCCUCCAGCUUCAGCCUUCCAGCCUCAGUUCCCUUGUAAGUGCCUUCUGUGUCCUCCCUCGUACCCGAGCCCUGAGGAUCCAGACCUGGGGUGGGAGACGGAUGUUCCAGAUGGGCGGUGCUGGGGAUUCUGCAUACCUGGCCUCCUCCUAGGCCCCCUGCCCACCUUGCUCCCAGGGAGCCCCAGUCCCUCUUGGCCCAGGAUUCUGGCUGGGCCGUGCCGGGAUCCCCACCAGUGCCCCUCAUCCAGCCAGCCCUUGGCCUUGGCGGCUCCCAGCCCCGCCUCCACCCUCUGACUGAGCUUUGCAUGCCCCACUAACCCAGGCUGGUGGCAGGUGGAGGUGCCAGGCAGAACACUAACCUGACCAUGGGUGGGGCCCUGCGGCACCCACCCCUCAAUAAAAGCAAUUCCAACCUUCCUGUG